CAGAGCUCGACCGUUAGUGACGCUGAGGCCAGUGGAGGAAGUGUGUGUUCCGCUGCUGCUCUGCGGGUCGUUUCUCUGCUAAAUACACAGAAAUAAAAUUAAAAAAAUCUAAUUGACGGUGAUUUAGUAACGAUGGCUGAAGGCGACAACAAAAGUGCAAACAUGCUUGCUCAGGAAACGGCCCAGCUGGAGGAGCAGCUGCAGGGCUGGGGUGAGGUGAUUCUGGCUGGGGAUCGUGUCCUGCGCUGGGAGAAGCCCUGGUUCCCUGGAGCCCUGAUGGGCGCUACCACCGUGCUCUUCCUGCUGAUUUACUACCUGGACCCAUCAGUGCUGACUGGGCUCUCCUGCACCGUCAUGUUGCUCUGCCUGGCUGACUACCUGGUGCCCACCCUCGCACCCAGAGUCUUUGGCUCCAAUAAAUGGACCACCGAGCAGCAGCAGCGUUUCCAUGAGAUCUGCGGUAACCUGGUGAAGACCCAGCGUCGCAUGGUGGGCUGGUGGAAACGUCUCUGCGCCCUGAAGGAGGAGAAACCCAAAAUGUACUUUGCCUCAGUGAUCAGCAGCCUGCUCACAGUGGCCUGGAUCGGACAGCAGGUGCACAACCUGUUCCUCACCUACCUGAUAGUGAGCUUCCUGCUGCUGCUGCCCGGCCUGAACCAGCACGGCAUCAUCACCAAGUACGCCGGCAUGGCCAAGAGGGAGAUCAACAAACUGCUCAAACAGAAGGAGAAGAAGAACGAGUAGAGGAACGUGUGGACGAAGAGGGGAAUCCCUGAAAGAUGAACCACGACAUAUAAAAUGGAAGGUGGAAGGAAGUUGUUUUUAAGUGAAAGGUGAAAGAGUGAAGAGCCUCCUGCUUCCUCAGUCUCACACAGAGCAAGACACUGAUGAUGAUGGUUUUUUUUUUCACAUUGGAUAAGUUUCAUUUCUCCCUCACAACUCGACAUUUCAUCCACAUCACACACUUCAUUCUUCCCUUUUUGAAUUUACAAAUGCAUGCAGCCUCCACAUGAAGGUUCUGAUAUCAUCACAAGUCCUCACUCACACACACACACACACACACACACACACACAGCACGUGCACAGUCACAUACACAGAGCUCAGAUCGCCCCUCUGUUUCUUGGUUUGUGUGCUGCGUUUGAUGUCAGUAAUGCUUUGAAGCCAUUCCCUCUUAGACACAGUGACUACUGAGCAGUUUGUAGCAUUACUGCCUCAUUCUCAGCCUCUGAUUCCUUCUUGUCACAUGACAGCAGCUCAUCAAAGUAGAUUUUUUGCUUACUCUGCUUUGGUUGUGUUUAAACAUAGUGCUGAAAACAGAACUGGAUUAAAGGCAGAGCUCAUCAGGAGUGAAACUGUUUGUAGAUACAAGCCUACUGCUGAACCGCUGCUAGCUGGACUCUGUGGUCUAUUAGCUCUUAUAUAACCCUGCAGUGUGUAACUGUUGUGGGGUGUUUGUGUAAAUAGGCCUAUCCCUCACUCUGUUCCUGUUAGUCAUCCUUUUCUCUCUCUGUUAUUUAUGUGUUCUUUCCUCCUCCGUCUCCUCCUGGUCUCAUCACUGUCUUUCAACUCAUUUCAUUAUUUGUCUUUAUUGGAAAUCUUUAUGACAAUGAAUAAAGUUUGAUUUAAAUGAA
Molecule: messenger RNA, 1632 nt
Organism: Lates calcarifer (barramundi perch)
Lineage: Eukaryota; Metazoa; Chordata; Actinopteri; Centropomidae
Gene: arl6ip1
Product: ADP-ribosylation factor-like 6 interacting protein 1
Exons: 6
Coding region: 133-744 (203 amino acids)
Source: RefSeq, a predicted model, not a curated record